Molecule: messenger RNA, 712 nt
Organism: Diatraea saccharalis (sugarcane borer)
Lineage: Eukaryota; Metazoa; Arthropoda; Insecta; Lepidoptera; Crambidae
Source: the annotation of a GenBank genome assembly
GUGGUGAAUUAUUGUGUCGUCGUUUGUGUUUCGUGUUGAAAUCGUAGUUUUGCUAAUUUAUUUACUUUAAAUUCAUAUUUAUUGGCAAAAUCUCUAUAUAGUUAAAAUGAAGAGAGGUUAUGAAUCUAUGAGCUCCUCAGUUGACAUUAGCUCAUAUCGGGAUCAACAUUUUAAGGGUUCCAGAAGUGAACAAGAAAAAUUACUACGGGCAUCUUCAACACUUUACAUUGGAAAUUUAUCAUUUUACACAACAGAAGAGCAAAUAUACGAGUUAUUUUCGAAAUGUGGUGACAUAAGGAGAGUUAUAAUGGGAUUAGAUAAGUACAAAAAAACCCCCUGUGGUUUUUGUUUUGUGGAAUAUUAUACCAGACCUGAUGCAGAAAAUUGUAUGAGGUUUAUAAAUGGAACAAGAUUGGACGACAGAAUAAUUAGAUGUGAUUGGGAUGCAGGUUUCAUUGAGGGUCGACAAUAUGGCCGUGGGAAAACUGGUGGUCAGGUACGUGAUGAAUAUAGGACUGAUUAUGAUGGAGGCCGUGGUGGAUAUGGAAAAAUAAUUGCACAAAAGAUAGUUCCAAACACAUUGGAACGUUGACCGGAAGAGUGAGUGAUGUUAAGAUAUUUAUAAGUGUUCAACUAUGCAGUAAUUAUGAACUUGUGAAAGACUGUCCUUAAGAAGCAUUUGAUAUAUGAUGUGAGAUAAAUAUAAUUAUAA